Molecule: messenger RNA, 1155 nt
Organism: Eruca vesicaria subsp. sativa (arugula)
Lineage: Eukaryota; Viridiplantae; Streptophyta; Magnoliopsida; Brassicales; Brassicaceae
Source: the annotation of a GenBank genome assembly
UGGUCAUUGCUUGGGCAUCAGUACUGGAAGAGACUUUUUUUUUAAGAUUUAUCAUCAUGUAUCCUGUCUUUUGCUCAAAGAAGCUCAAGGCCCCUGAACACCAAGUAGCUGGCCACUCUGCUAAAGAAGGGAGGCUUGGUCCGCUCGUAGACGGCGAAGGCCGGUUCUUCAAACCAUUUCAACAUGAUUUUCGUGGGGAGAACGAGGCUAGGUUUUACAAGUUCUUCUCCUCGAACAAGAAAGCUCCAGAUCAUAUCCAUGGUUAUUUCCCUGCGUAUCACGAUAUUCAAGUAGUCGAAGCAUCUAAUGGAUCGGGCAAGCUUCCACAUGUUGUUCUUGAAGAUGUUGUUUCGGAUUAUUUAAGGCCGACGAUAAUGGAUACCAAGAUUGGAUCUAGAACAUGGUACCCGGAUGUAUCGGAAAGGUAUUUCAACAAAUGUAUGAGGAAAGAUAGAAGGACCACUUCGGUUCCUUUAGGGUUUAGGAUUUCGGGUUUUAAGAUUUUUGACCAUCAAGAAUCGAGUUAUUGGAUGCCUGACAAGAAGGUUGUUCAUGGGUACAACGUCGAUGAGGCUAGAUUGGCUUUUAGGAAGUUUGUGUCCUCGAACUCGCUAGCUGACUCGAUACCAGACUGCGCAUUCGCGUCAGAUGUUUAUGGUGGUUCUAACGGGAUAUUAGCUCAGUUGCUAGAGCUUAAGGCUUGGUUUGAAACUCAAACGCUUUACCAUCUCAAUUCUAGCUCGGUUUUGAUGUUUUAUGAGAAUGAUGAAUCGGUUUUGAUGAAAGGAGGGGAUGAUGCUGUGCGGGCACAAGUGAAGCUGAUUGAUUUUGCGCAUUUUGUUGAUGGAAAUGGUGUCAUCGAUCAUAAUUUCUUGGGUGGACUCUGCUCUUUCAUAAAAUUGAUCCAAGAUAUACUUGAGAGCUCGGACAAGAGCGAUGAAACUGGUACUUAUCGAUUUGGAAAUGGGCACUAGGAAUCAUUCGUGUUUACUUCAUUGUUCCCAAAGAAUAUCCAAUUCUUCCUUUGUGUUUUGGACAAACUUUUGUCCCUUUCAGUUGUAUAAUAAUAUGGACAUAAACUCCGAACCAAACCAUUGUACACUGUAUUGUAGUUUUCAUUUGAGGAAUAUUAAAUAAAAUAAAUGAUUAAUUUUA